Messenger RNA from Bemisia tabaci, 9307 nucleotides. NCBI's taxonomy places the organism in Eukaryota, Metazoa, Arthropoda, Insecta, Hemiptera, Aleyrodidae. The record is from RefSeq and is a predicted model, not a curated record.
AGUUUCUUUCAGUUCUGCGAAUUUCUUGCUAAUGCGCACGCUUGCCCGUCCUAUCACCUCGCGCCUGUGCCCGUGAUUGCAGUUUGUGAUUGUUUUCAAGAGGUUGUGUUGACCGAGAAUUGUGGAAUUCCAUGUUUUUGUUUCAUUCGUCGUGAUUAUAUUUUGAAUAAUUAGUUAACGAAAUCCUCAUAUUUACGGCUCAAUUGGCCUUGCCAUUAACAUGUGUUUACCCCUGUAGACGAGGCAACUCAUCUGUGAUUUGGAGGUGUUUACCUUUAGUGUCAUCGUCUCAAAUUCUCUGUUAAGAUUUUCCUGUCCUUCAAGUGCUCCAGUCAUUGUUCUUAUAAUACGUGGAUCUUUUUAUGGAUAGGCGGCUGUAGCGAUCGCUAAUGGACACCCGCUGCAAUCAUUUCCUCUCAGAAUGGUGAAGGCGGCUAGGGCGCCUUGGGGCUUGAGGGCGGGGCGCUAGGGGGCGGGCGGCCCCGGGCAUGCCCUGGCCCCGGCCCCAGCCCCGAUGCACGGGAAGUUGCGGCUGCCGUUCCGGCCGCCCUCGGUGAAGCGCUGCGUGGCGGCGCUCUCGCUCCUGUGCUGCGCCUCCAUGCUCUACUGCGCUCGCCACCUAUCAUCGCCAUGGGCGGCCUUCUCGCGGCCCGACACCCACCUGGAGCCGGCCGUUCACUGCGCCGGCGCCUCCGAGCUCGGCCGCCUCCUCCCGGCCGCCGCCCACGACCACCGCAGCGACGCCCGCCUCCGCAUCGACCCCAAGGUCCUUGUCUUCGUCGAGACCACCUACUCCCGCCUCGGCAAGGAGAUCGCCGAGCUCCUCGUCCAUAACCGAAUCAAGUACAAAGUAGAAGUAGCAGGGAGAUCACUUCCUGUUCUGACUUAUCUGGACAAAGGCCGCUAUGGAGUCAUCGUUUUCGAGAACAUCAACAAGUACCUGGAAAUGGAUAAAUGGAAUAGAGAUCUGCUCUACAAAUAUUGUCGGGAGUACAGUGUGGGAAUUAUUGCUUUCACCCCAUCCAGAGAGCUGACCGUUGAAAAUGAAAAACUCCGCGGCUUUCCUCUUUAUAUAUCCAAUAAUCUCAAGUUAAAGGAUGCUGGAUUAAAUGCUGCCUCUACAAUUCUACGCUUAACUCGAGCUGGAGAAACUGCGUGGGGUCCUUUGCCGGGUAACGAUUGGACGAUUUUUCAUGCCAACCACUCGACUUAUGAAACACUAGCCUGGGCAGUCAACAACACAUAUCCCCAUGAAGACAAGCUGGGUUUGCCUCUAACAACAGUUGUACAGGAUCAUGGAACCUACGAUGGAAUUCAAAGGGUAUUUUUCGGGUCAGGACUGAAAUUUUGGCUGCACAGGUUACUAUUUUUAGAUUGUUUGUCCUAUCUAAGUCAUGGCCAGCUUAGUUUGAGCUUGGAUCGGUUGAUCUUGAUAGAUAUAGAUGAUAUUUUUGUCGGGGAACGCGGCACAAGGUUAUGGCGGGAAGAUGUUGUUGCAAUAUUGGAAACUCAAGAGAGGAUGCAGAAAAUGAUACCAGGAUUCAAAUUCAAUCUAGGUUUUUCUGGGAAAUAUUUCCACCAUGGAACGCCAGAGGAAAAUGCUGGAGACGAUAUGAUUCUGGAGAACGUCCACAAGUUUUCAUGGUUCAGUCACAUGUGGAAUCACCAACAGCCACAUUUGUAUGAAAAUCAGACCCUUCUAGAGAUUGAAAUGACUCUUAACCGGAACUUUGCCAGAGCACACAAUAUCCCAGUUGAUUCUGGCUACUCAGUUGCUCCUCAUCACUCAGGUGUUUACCCAGUUCAUGAGCCUCUCUACACUGCAUGGAAGCGGAUUUGGAACAUCAAAGUGACCUCGACAGAGGAAUAUCCACAUCUCCGGCCAGCUCGACUAAGGCGCGGUUUCAUUCAUCGGAACAUCAUGGUGAUUCCAAGGCAAACUUGCGGGCUCUUUACUCACACAAUUUUCAUUAAAAGUUUUCCUGGUGGAAGAGCUAAACUUGAUGAAUCCAUUCAAGGAGGAGAACUCUUCCAAACAAUUGUUUAUAAUCCUAUCAAUGUAUUUAUGAGUCAUAUGUCCAACUAUGGGAAUGAUCAACUUGGUCUGUACACUUUUGAGUCUGUGAUAAAAUUCCUGCGAUGUUGGACGAAUCUCAACAUCACCUCUGCUCCUCCUACGACAAUCGCUGAAAAAUAUUUUCGGCUGUAUCCUGAGGAAAAGGAUCCUAUUUGGGGGAACCCAUGUUUAGACCAGCGGCAUAUGAAAAUUUGGUCACACAAUAAGUCGUGUGAACAACUCCCGAGAUUUCUAGUGAUAGGACCACAAAAGACCGGCACCACUGCUUUGUACACUUUUCUUGCCAUGCAUCCGAACAUAUCAUCCAAUGUUCCCAGUAUCGAAACAUUUGAGGAAAUACAGUUUUUCAAUGGCCAUAACUACUACAAAGGCCUUGAUUGGUAUAUGGAUUUUUUCCCACUUUUGAAAGAUUCUACAACGCAGUACCUGUUUGAAAAAUCAGCAACUUAUUUCGAUGGAGAACUUGUUCCUAAAAGAGUCCAAGCACUCUUACCUCAUGCUAAAUUGGUUACCAUAUUGAUAUCACCCGCCAAGCGAGCCUAUAGCUGGUACCAACACACAAAAGUUCAUCGUGAUCCUGUUGCCUUGAAUUACUCAUUCUAUGACAUCAUUUCUGCUAAUGACAGUGCCCCAAAAAAUCUGAGAGAUCUCCGAAACAGAUGCUUGAACCCAGGCAAAUAUGCUCAACACCUAGAAAGGUGGCUCACUUAUUUCCCUAUGCAACAGCUGCAAAUCAUUGAUGGAGAUCAACUCCGCUCGGAUCCAAUAGGAGUUAUGACCGGGCUACAGAAGUUCCUCAACAUCACGCCUAUUUAUGACUACUCUCAACAUUUGAGAUAUGAUCCGCGAAAAGGGUUUUUCUGUCAAGUGCUGAAGAAUGAUAACACAAAAUGUUUGGGACGCAACAAAGGAAGGGGAUAUAAACCGAUGGAUGAAAAGUCUUACAAACUGUUAAAGCGUUUCUAUCAAAGUCACAAUACAGCUCUUGUGAAAUUAUUCAAGCGCUUGGGAUAUCGAAUGAUUCCUCAGUGGCUCAAAGAUGAUCUUAGUGACUCUAUGAUUUCCUGACAUGCACUUCGGUUUAAAAAGUGGCCUAAACGGCAUGGCAACAAGCUACGAAAUAAGUCUAUCCAACAGAGGUAAAUGGAUGCACUCUCUUAAGUAGUUUAAAAGACAAUACUUUAAAAGAUUCCAUUGUUCUAUUUGAAUUGAUUAUCUAUUUUAUUGUACGAUCGUAUUUCUGUAACUAGCUCUAAGUUUGCAUUUCCAUCCAGUAAAAUCAACGUAUCAUUCUUUUAAUUUGGAUCAUUGUAGCCUUUUUCUACAGCAACAAAAACAAUUUCAAAAAUUUUUCCUUGCUGUUUUCAUAGCUUUUUUUUUCUUCUUUUUUUUCUGUAGGUCAUUUUCCCUUUUUUAUCUGUAGUAAAUGUAGCAGUUGUUUUUUUGUAGCUGCCUUUUGAAAAUGUUGACUAUCUUCACCUCUGAAGUUGAAUUCUUAAAAUUUGACAAAUGAUUUUCUUUUUGUCCUCGUCUCUCCCUUUCCCUGACAAAACCAGAUAAAUAGGAAAAUUCAACCCAUUAGGAAAUAUUUGCAAAUGUUAAGUCUGGAACAAUUGAAAUUUCAUGAACUAUUUUUAAAAUUAACUCGGCACUAACAUUCAAGUACUUUUUCUCCAUGGGACCUAAAAGGUAAACAUAACGUAACAUCAAAAUUUUUCGAAAAGAGCUUUAACUUCAAAUGAAAAUUUUUAUCGUAGAAAACUUCGGAACCAUUUUUUAAUGUUGUCUGUGGAUUAAACAGAAAAAACAUAAUUUUAAAGCCAUCAAGUCACAGCCUCCAGUCCAUGGGCCUUUGACUACCCGAGCGAGGACUAAAAAAACAAGGAUAUCCAAAAGAAAGAGUCUUGAAUGCUAUAAUGUCAGAUUUACUUUUGGAUUGCUUCUUUUGUUCUAUGGAGCUGUUCUCUUAUCAUUUGAAUGCAGCUAGCUGACUUUAAAACAAAUUUUAGACUUACUUUGUUGACUUUAGGUAUAGACUUUAGACUCCAUUAUUAGUUGAAGGAUUUUUUCGCAAGAUUGCUGUGAUGUUCUAGAAUAUAUUGAGUACCCCUGAAAAUCGCCAUAGCAAAAUUCAUGCUCCAAUGAAAAGAAUUUAGUAAUAUAAUUUAAGGGUCUUGAUAUCAGUUAUUCAUCUGAAAUCUUAAGUUUUAGCUGCUUUUUAUGUAGUGUCAUUUUCAAUCAUUUCAGUUGCCAGAAAAUUUAGCUAAAAUUUACAGAUAAUCUGAAGUGUCAUUUUGUUCGCAUUACUAUUUUUAUGAGCAACAGUUGCACACACAUAUCAUCUCUUUUUUAAACAUUUUUUACUUGCCACUGAGACUUUUUAGGAACAAGACCAUGUCUACUUCAAAUUCUGUGUUAGUCAUUAGAAACCUAUAAUACUUUUGAAUUGUUUCAUAUUAUUUUGUAUCAUUUAAAUGUACCUACUUAAUUUGUAUAGUGUAAAUAACGAUGAGUAACUGUCGUGACUUAUCUUCUCUUUUGCCCUCUUGUUUGUUUCAGUUUGAGCUUUGUAAAAACUCAUUCAUAAAUUUGUCUUCAUGUAUAAAAAAAGAAACCCCAAAGUAUUUGUGUACGGAAAUACUUUGUUUUGCCUUUCUGCUUUUUAAUUUGAUGUAUAAUUCUUUUGUAUGAAUGAUUAAAAGGCUGAAAGAAGUCGAAUCCCCAGAAACUUUUAUACUGAUGCAAGAGAAACCAAAUUAUAUUGAUACUUCUAGGAUAACAAACCUUACCACUCCAACAAAUUUAAAUUUUUCACCUCCUUCAAAUGUUGUUCGAAACGAAUAGGUGAAGUGCAGCAAGGUUGAAUGAAAACUCUCAGAGAAUUACUCACCAUGGAUACAAUAGUUUGAAUUUUAUGGAUAAAACUAUCUAUGAUGUUUCAGAUAACAUUAAACAUAUUUUACUAUUAUUUCCUCAUCAGACUGAUUGUGAGAUAAUGUACGAGCUUGACUUUAGAGUCUAUUUUCAUGCAUGGUGAAAUAGGUGUAUCACUUUUAUCAUCUCUCUAUUUAUACACAUCGAAAAUACCACUUUGAUAAUAACGAGUAAUGCAUUCUGCAGGUUUGAAUCUCAAAACUUAUCCCGUAAAGAAGCUUUCAUCAUAUUAUAAAAAAUGAUAAGCUGAAAUUUCAAUAAAGUGCAAAUGUAUUUGCAUUGUAUUUUUAAUUACCUCUGAACUUAGCAAAUUUCUGUGACAACAAUUAAGCCAGGAAAGAACUUAUUCAGAGAUACAAAUAAAUUAUUUGUAAUCUCAUUGUCAAGCUAAUUCUAAAACAUGAGUGGUGAAGGCUCUUGUAUGAAAGAAUACAUUUAUUCAGACUGCACAAAAGAGGCAAGAUCGUCAAUGUUGUAUAAAGUCAAUUAAAUUUUUUUUAAGUCAUGUUUGUAAAUAUGUAUAGUUUAAUAAUUAAGGUUUUAUAAGUUAUUGCAAAGACCUUUCAUUUUGUAAGGACGUUUCACAGUUUUGACUGGAAUGCACAAAAAUGUGCGCUUAGUUUUUCAAAGUUUGUAACUUAAGUUUUUCUUACUUUAAUGUUGAUAAGUGAAUCACACUGCUGUAAGUGAUGUUGAGACUGAAGAAUUACUACAGAGAUUAGGAAGUCGAUCAUGCCUAACCUGUUGUUUGAUUGUCAUGUGACUUCAGAGCCUCCUGACCUGUCAAGAUCCUGGUGCACUUUUUGACCAAUCAGAAACCAUAAUUUUCUCACCGGACAAUAAAUCAAUAAAAAAUUAAUGCAUCAAAAAAUCACUCAUUGAAAUAUUUCUUAUUCCGUCUUUUUUAUUUCUCUCCAUGUUUUAAACAUCAUUCCGAGGUCGGUCUGUUAUGUUUCCUCUGGUUUCUGAUUAAUCAAUUUUUAAUUAUCUCUGAGGAAAAACAUUCCCAUAAGUGGAUCAUUGGUUCUUGAUUCUAACCAGCAGUCUCUGUGACAAAGAGAAAAAAGAGAGGAAACUUAUCACAGGCUCUCUAAUGAUUUUAUAUAUAAGAUCCUAAUUCAGCUUCCCUCACAAUGAAUGAAAUUCUGACUUAAUGGCUUGCUAUCAUGUUGUUUAAAAACUUGAGUCUCCAAUCCAUGUCAGCAUCAAUCAAGGUUUUGAUCACUCCAGCAUAUUUUUGUUUGAGUUAUUGUGUAGUUGGUAUGAGGAAUAUUCUCUUGUAUUUCCUAAGUUAAAUUACAAUAAGCUCGGCUCAAUGUCACUACAAAGUGUUGCUAUGACCUUCAAAUUUUUGUAGAUUUUUCUUUGAUGUCUUGUUAACUGUUUAUCAAUGUUUCCUCUCUUCUAUUAGAACGUAGAAUAGUUUUUUAUGAUGCUGGGCUCAGUGUUGUUUAGUCUUAUAGAGUGCUCAUUGCGCUAUAUCAUUCCUAUUCGAUUUGUUAAACAAUUGUGUAGUAGAUUUUUCAAAUUAGGAAGCUCAGUCCAUUUUCCCAGUGGUGUAAUCAUAGAUUACAAUUUUGAGAGGGCUUGAAGUCCGCAAUUGGUAUGCGCUCAUAUUGUAUGAAGGAAAAGCCUCCAAAAUGUGCCAGAUAUUGCCAUAAGUUGCUUCUGUCUUUGUAAUUUCUUACUCCAGGGAGACAAAAAACAGCUCUCUCUCCUUUGAAAUGAUGCCACUACUUUUCCCAUAUCACUGUAAAAAGAAUUGUUGAUUUCUUGUUACCUUGAAAUAGACACUAAUAUUGUUUUCCAUUUUUAAAUUUCUUCUUAUUUAAACUGUUUCAUAGCUUUUAUGCAAAAGUUUUAAUUAAUAAAGUCACUCCAGCAUGGCUUGAAUGGAAAAAGUACCUUAACUUUGCUAAGCUCACACUUGUUUUGUUUCUGUACUUUACUGUGUAAUAAUAUCUAAUUUUAGCACUUGGCACCUUACUUAAAGAUCUACUUAUUUAAAAUGUUAGUUUGAAGAUCUGUUCAUCUGGAUACUAUUGUGGGUCAAAUAAUUUUUGCUUAGAAUUUGGUACCUGAACAUCUCCACCCUUUGCCAGUAGAUUUCUACCAGAGGAUUUCUUUUUAUUAAUUCAUAUUUUCCUGUGAAUUCCGCUAAGGCCAUACGUUUCUAGGACUUUGUCUACUUCAGUGGCGUGGCGUGAAUAAUCGAUCAUCGAUAUCUCGCCAUUUGAAGCUAUGGUAAAGAAUCGAUUACUAAGGUGUUCGCUGCGAACACCCUAAUAAUCGAUCUUUUUUCAUAGGUUUAAAUGGCAUAACAAUCGAUAUAUCGCAAUUCACGCCACGCCACCGGUCUACUUGCACAGAGCUCUUGGAACCUCGGCAUAGUGAGCCAUAGCUGAGUUAUAACUUAUUUUUUUUGUGCACAGAAAAAGGGCAAAAAACGAUGCACAGCUGAAAGUUCUGUGAACUUGUUCCAGCAAAGUUCUAUUAACCGUUGCUCGUACAAGGCCUAACAUUUUGUUUUAAAUUGGAUCCAAGAACCAAAUCUUUUUCAGAUCCUAGCCGAAAAACGGACCUCUUAUCUAGGUACAAAUCUAAGCAUUCUGGUAAAUGCUCCCUCCUCAAGAUGUCACCUAACACACAAUUUGUGCAACAAAAAUUACUGGAAUUAACUCCUAACCAAGAUUCUAAUGUCUUUAUUUAGCUUUGUUUGCGAAUAAUUAGAAUUACCUACUCCCCAAAAAAUACCAGAGUCUAGGUAUGUGAAUUUUAUUGUGUGUGAUUUAACUAUGUACAUUAUGGUUUUUUUCUUGAGCAGAAAGUUUUAAUUCGUGUAUCAAUAUCUUGGUUAGGAGUUCCUUUCAAAAAUUGUGAUCACUCAAACCGUAUUUUACGUAAAAUUUUGAUGAGAAAACAUUUAUGUUCAUGCUCAAAUUUGCAUCUUGGCCAGUGGUCUAUUGAAGACUAUCCUGCCAUAGAAAUUUACCUUUUCUUUGCUCUUUUAACUUAAACAUUGUGGAAAGAGUACCACAUAGUGCUAAUAAUAUGAAUGGGAGGAGAAUCUUUAUGCUACACAUUUUUACGGUAGUAUUUUUACAUAAGACUGUCUCACCUUUGCCAUAGCUUUUUGGGUGACUUGCAUCCUGCACCCAUUUUCAGAGCUAUCAGAAAUACUAUGAAACAAUUGAAAGCAUUCAACAUGAUAAGUUAAAAGCUUCAGCGAAUGUAAAAUAGCAUAUAUAAAUACUACAAUACAAAAUAUACAGCAUACAGGUUCUCCUCUUAUUCCUUUUACUUCUCUCUCAUAAUUAAUCCUCAGAUUACUUGUCUAAGAUAGAGUAACCUAGAACAAGUGCGGGUACUUGUUAGUCACUCUUGUGUGAAGAAGCAUCUGACCAAUCAGAUAAUAGACCAUCCUCGCAAUGUAAUUUGGAAACACAGCAUGAGAAGUCAUCCGAGGAUAGUCCAUUCGGUCGUGCUGGGAAACGUUUCCAUUUGAGGGGUGUUAUAGUAGUUUCCAAGGUGAUUUAUUCAAGAAUUUACUAAUAAAUCCUGCUGAAACUUUUUAAAGUUGAAGGCACAGAAGUGCUGUUAAAGCUGUUGAAGUUCCAGAAAAACCAUCAGUAUUUUAAGGAAACAAGUCUGGAAAGUGCACCAUCGCCACUUUAAAUUAAUGUGAUUUUAAAUAAUCAAGACAAGCAAAUAGUCAUUUUGUCAUGCUAGCACUCACAUUUGUUAUAGGUUACCAUAUUUAUUCUGGUUUCUGCAUGCUUUUGUAACAAGUAAUUCUUAGACUGCAAUUAUGAAUUACUACGCCACUCAGAGAGAAGUUCAUGUCUGUUUUUCAGUGCUUGGAAUUUGUUAAAAAUUUAUCCUGUUUCCCCACAGUGGUAAAGCUCCCUAAAAAGUGCCAUUUUAAUUUUGGAAGUCCCCUUUAAUCCGAUAAAUGAUUUAGGAGUUGCUGAUUAUCUGAUCGAAGAUGGAUUUAUUGUGCCAUAAAUUAUUAAAUUCUUUGCAUAGAUUUGCACUUCUGUUUCUGUAAUUUCAUUUUUAUUUUAUUUUGUAUCAAGUGUCUUUGUGCUAAUAAUGCCCACCCUGUGCUAAUACAUAUUUUCUAAUUUCUGGAGUAACCCUCCCUGUUUCACAAAUGCUUUCACCUACUUGUUACUGAUGUUUCAUGUUGCCUAACGUGUAAAAUUGUAACUGCUGUGUAAUUAAUUUUUUUAAAUUUACUUGUUUAUUUAUUUAUUUAUUGAUGAAUCAGUUCAAUAAAAUGUUGACUAAUAAAAA